Adelges cooleyi (spruce gall adelgid) is the source of this 3169-nucleotide messenger RNA. Its product is annotated as cytochrome P450 4c21-like. NCBI's taxonomy places the organism in Eukaryota, Metazoa, Arthropoda, Insecta, Hemiptera, Adelgidae. The transcript is spliced from 8 exons. Gene Ontology annotation, molecular function: oxidoreductase activity, acting on paired donors, with incorporation or reduction of molecular oxygen; iron ion binding; heme binding. The record is from RefSeq and is a predicted model, not a curated record. Bases 116 to 1699 code for a protein of 527 amino acids.
UUGACAUAUUAUGAGUAUAAAUGUUAAGAACUAUUAAAAACCUAAUUAGUCAUUGUGUAUAACGGCAAAAAUGUUGACUAUAGUAUAAGUAUUUCCAGUUUUCAUCUUAUAGAAAAUGCAAUUAAAAGAAAUGGUUUCGUCUCAGCAGGUGUUAAGGUUAAUAAAUGAUACAAGCCUAAAUAACAUUAUCGUUAUACAUAUAUCGGUAAUAUUAAUUUUGGUAGUUGUAUAUUAUAAAACAGUAAACUGGAGAAAGACUUCAUUGGCAAAUCGAAUACCAGGUCCAGAUGGUUUCUUUUUAUGGGGAAUGUUACCUGUUUUACUUGGAGGACCUGAAAAACUAUUGAUGAAUAUUUAUAACAUUUCCAGAAAAUACGAGAAUUCCUUAUACAAAUCGUGGAUUUUUGAUCGGCUAUACAUAUUUCUUAACAAACCUGAAGAUGUAGAAGCGGUUCUUACCAAUCCUGAUCUGUUCAAAAAAUCUAAAGAAUAUGAUGUGAUAAACGAAUCAAUUAUGGGCGAUGGAAUAUUUACAACCAAAAUAUAUCCUGAAUGGAAAAAGAACAGAAAAUUGGUAGCCGCGGGGUUUAAAUUUUCGAUUCUUAAAUCGUUCGUACCAACAUUUUACGAGGAAGCAAAAUUCUUGAGCCAACUAUUGUAUGAGAAACGGGAAAUCAAUUCAAAUGAAUGUGAAAUAAGCCGUGCAAUUGGUAUGGCGACCAUGGAGAUGAUUGGAAGAACCGCUUUGGGUGUAAAAUUUAAUGCACAGAAAAACGCCAAACACGUAUUUGUGGAGAAUUUACAAGUCAUCCAAAAGGUUUGGGAAUACCGAGUGACACACCCGUGGUUUCUAAACAACAGUCUGUUUCAGUUGUCGUCGUUUAAACGUAAACAUGACAUUAGUCAAAGUAAAAUUUACAAUUUCACUGAAGAUUUAAUUCAGAAAAAAAAUACAGAGUUGAAAAAUAAUACAAACAGUCAAGGAGAACAUAACGAGGAGUGUAUUGGUCUUAAAUCUAAAUCGCUUAUUGAGACACUGCUCGAGAAUGAACACCAGAUGCCAUUGAAACAAAUACGGGAUGAAAUAAUAACUAUUAUGAUUGGAGGUCAAGACACGACAGCUAUGGCGAACGCGUGUUCAAUAUUUAUGUUGGCUCAUCAUCAAGAUGUACAAAAUAAAGUGUUGGAAGAGUUAUUGACAAUAUUUUCUUCUGGCGAUCCGGAUCGACAACCUACCUUUGAGGAUUUACAAAAGAUGGAUUACUUGGAACGUGUAAUCAAAGAAACUUUGAGACUAUUCAGCAUUCUUCCCUUGUUUAGCAGAAACGUUGAUAAGGAAGUUGUUAUCGGAGGCUAUUUAAUCCCUGCAGGGUCAACGUUCGUAAUUUUCACUGCUCUCUUACACUUAAAUGCAAACAUUUAUCCGGAACCAGAAAAGUUCAAUCCGGACAACUUCUUGCCCGAAGCAUGUCACAGUCGCCAACCGUAUUCCUUCAUUACUUUUAGUGCUGGUUACAGGAAUUGCAUUGGUAUCAAAUAUGCAAUGCUUCAAAUGAAAACCGUCAUAUCCACAUUGGUCAGGUCUUAUCGUCUUCGUCCGUCAGAUAAGUGUGCCAAACCGGAAAAUCUUCGUUUAACGUUUGGGACGACACUAAAGUUUGUCGACGGGUGUUACGUUAAAAUAGAAGCGAGAACAUAAUCAAUUAUUGAAGCAGGGUGUUGAACCAGAAUUAUUUACAUAUUUGGAUUUGGGUUAUUCGGGUAACGGGUUAUUAUGUAAUCAUAUUGGUCAGGGUUUCAAUAUUUUUUAGAUUUUAGGUAUAUCGGUUUUGGUUAACCAAAAUAUUAACUUUACCCAAUGACAUAUGCCAAUUUUUUUGCGUUGUCUCGUCUUUCCAGAUAUUUUCUAUAAACUGUCUAAUAAAAUCUUUACCUCUGUUUUUCAGACGUCUCGCGGUUAUAUUUCCUUUUUCUCCUUGGGUCUUCCCAUUUUGUAGCAUAUUAUUUACUGCUAGAUUUUGUCCAGAGUAGGUGCAUCAAAGUUGUGUUUCACUGUAAUAUGUUUACCUACUGAUUCCAUUUGUGUGUGCACUUAGCUGCAGUCUGGUUAAGCAUAUUUUCAAACAUUUUCUUGAACUCGUUUGUAACUUUUUUUUUUAUCUGUUAUUAGCGAUCCCUCCUCACUUUUCAUAGACCUACCUUUUAAAUUUUAUCAACCUUAAUUUCAUUUGAUUUUUCGAAAAAGAGUUUUACAUUGUUUUUAAUUCUCUCCUGAAAUUCCCAUUCCCUUCUUAUAACUAUUAAUUUUGUUUAUUUUUACUUGAUUGCCAGAACCAGGGGUGACAUUUCAGGUUUUUUUACACUAUUCAUUUAUAAAUAUAAAUAUUUUUUUCCAAAACACUUAGACACAAAACAGUAAUAACACAAAUAUUAUAAACCUUCAUACCUAUUAUGCUUGGUAGUCAGUUCAGACGACGGUUCAUUAUUAGUAAAGGUAGAUAGUUGCAUAAAAAAACAGAUAAUUACGUAUCGAAAAUUUGACCAGCCCAUAAAAAUCAAGGGUGGGGCAAAUGCCCCCCCUCCCCAAAUGACGCCACUGGCCAGAACUCAAAAGCUAUUUAUUGUCCUUACUAUUGGUUCAUUUAUCACUAUUGUCUGUGUAUGAACUCUUUCCGUCAUUGGCCGUUUACACAAACCACUUAUUCUUUGUUGCUUUUCCUUCAAAUCCUAGCGUUUCUUCAGCAACGAAUUUCAUCACCGAGUUCUCAAAUUUCUUUCAUAAUUUGACUACAUUCUGUUGACUGUUACGUUAGAUAUUUUAAAUGCUUCCUUUAGUCUAUUCUUGUAUACUGUAACUCAACCUCCUGAUUUUUUUAGAGCUUCUGUGUUUUUCCUUUUGAUUGGCGCAUUUGGUCGUUUUCAUUUCAAUUCUAUUCCAAAUUUUAAUUUUUUUUCUUAUGCUGGUCAAUUUGGUUCUUCGUUUGAACGGUUGGUGACAUCCAUGUCUGUGGAAAUGUGGUGCUACUUAAUACUUCAUAUUUCUUGACAUCUCUCAUCGCAAAGUUAAUUAACCUGGUGCCAUUAUCGUUUGAUUCAUUAUGAAGAAUUUAUUUUCCAAUGGUUAGCCUGUAAAUUCUUCCUUGUCGUAUUUGUAUAUGUAAUCCAUUUA